Messenger RNA from Quercus robur (English oak), 1761 nucleotides. RefSeq lists its product as uncharacterized. The transcript has 3 exons. NCBI's taxonomy places the organism in Eukaryota, Viridiplantae, Streptophyta, Magnoliopsida, Fagales, Fagaceae. The record is from RefSeq and is a predicted model, not a curated record. The coding region runs from base 1 to 1761 and encodes 586 amino acids.
AUGUCCUUCAAUGAAGGAGACGCCAUGGGAGUGAAGCAACCCCAUAAUGAUCCCUUGGUCAUAAUGCUGAAUAUAGAAGGAUUCAAUACCAAAAGGAUCCUCGUCGACAAUGGCAGCUCUGCAGACACCAUCUACCUCCCAGCCUUCCAGCAGUUGAAGCUAGAUCCAAGGAGACUGCCCCCCCUUGACUCUCCACUCGUCAGCUUUAAUGGAGACAGGGUAUAUCCCAAGGGCAUAGUGACAUUGACAGUGACGGUGGGGGCCUACCCGGUGCAGUUGACCCGUCAGCUAGACUUCUUAGUGGUGGACUGCCCCUCAUCCUACAAUGUCAUCAUUGGGAGGCCCACACUCAAAAAAUGGAAAGCGGCCACGUCCAUCUACUGUUUGAAGGUGAAAUUCCCAACAGAUAAUGGGGUCGGUGAAGUAAAAGGAGAUCAAGUCUUGGCAAGAGAAUGCUAUCAAGCUGUCCUGGCUGUGAAGGAGAACCACACGUGGAUGAUUGAAGAAAAGGAAGAAGAUAGAAUGGAGGCCCUGGAAACAGUGGAAUUGGUUGAAGGAGAAGCGAAUAAGACGACAAAAAUAGGAACGACGUUAAGUCUGGAGAUGAGAACAAGACUCAUCCAAUUCCUUAAAGAAAAUCUAGAUGUCUUCGCAUGGAGCCACAAGGACAUGCCGGGCAUAGCUCCAGAAGUCAUCCAACAUAAGUUGAAUGUGAACCCGAAAUGGAAACCCGUCCGGCAAAGACGAAGAACCUUCGCCCCAGAACGAGAUCAAGCAGUUACAGAGGAAGUUACCAAACUCUUGACGGCAGGGUUCAUCCGGCAAGUGUACUAUCCUGAAUGGCUCGCAAACGUCGUCCUAAUAAGGAUGGCUGAGGAAGACCAGGAGAAGACCGCUUUCAUCACGAGUCAAGGACUCUACUGUUACAAGGUGCCUUUUGGAUUGAAGAAUGCUGGAGCUACGUAUCAAAGGUUGGUGAACAAAAUGUUCAGUCAACAGAUUGGUAGGAACAUGGAAGUAUACAUGGACGAUAUGCUCGUUAAGAGCAAGGAAGGGCUCACAAAUCUGGACGACCUGAAGGAGACGUUUGUAACCCUCAAAAAACACCGGAUGAGGUUGAAUCCAAGUAAGUGUGUUUUUGGGGUAGCUUCGGGGAAAUUCCUGGGAUUCAUGGUGUCCCAAAGAGGAAUAGAAGCAAACCCAGAGAAAGUGCGAGCCAUCAUCAACAUGACGUCACCCAGGACCGUCAAGGAAGUUCAAAAACUCACAGGAAGGAUAGCAGCUUUAAACAGCGUUCCAGGAACUAAAGCGUUACCUGAGCAGUCCACCCCUCUUAAGCCCGUCCAAAGAAGGGGAAGACCUAUACUUAUACCUGGCAGUGUCAGUAUCGGCAGUAAGUGCGCCCUGAUUAGAGAAGAGGGCACGAAACAGCUCCCAGUUUACUAUGUCAGCCAAGCCUUCCAAGGGGUUGAGUCUAGGUAUCCAAGGAUUGAAAAGAUCGCGUUUGUGUUAAUAGUAGCCUCGCGCAAGCUAAGACAAUACUUUCAGGCAAACCCCAUCCUCGUAAUGACGGACCAACCGAUCAAGAAAUCAAUGAACAAGCCUGAGGCAGCCGGAAGAAUGGUCCAAUGGGCGAUUGAACUUAGUCAAUUUGACAUCGAGUACCAUCCCAGAACGGAAAUCAAGGCGCAAGCUCUGGUGGACUUCAUCGCAGAGUUCACCCUUUCGGACGAAGAUAGCCUUAUCGACGGAGUUGAUUGA